Porites lobata is the source of this 412-nucleotide messenger RNA. NCBI's taxonomy places the organism in Eukaryota, Metazoa, Cnidaria, Anthozoa, Scleractinia, Poritidae. The record is from the annotation of a GenBank genome assembly.
AUGGCCCGAACCAAGCAAACAGCGAGAAAGUCCACCGAAGGAAAAUUGCCUCGUAAACAGCUGGCUACUAAGGCAGCUCGAAAGAGCGCUCCUGCUACUGGUGGCGUGAAUUAAACCGCACCGUUACAGGCCAGGAACAGUGGCCCUCAGAGAGAUCCGUCGUUAUCAGAAGUCCACCGAGUUGCUGAUUCGCAAGUUACCGUUUCAGCGUCUUGUUCGAGAAAUCGCUCAGGAUUUCAAGACCGACUUGCGCUUUCAAAGCUUAGCCGUGCUGCCUCUUCAAGAGGCUAGCGAAGCCUACCUGGUCGGUCUUUUCGAGGACACCAACCUUUGCGCCAUUCACGCUAAACGUGUCACCAUCACGCCUAAAGAUAUCCAGUUGGUUCGUAGGAUCCGGGGCGAACGUGCAUAA